AUGCCUGCUUCAAUCCAACCGAAUUUUGUGCCCCCGCCGGGCAAAGCCGGGGAGUACACCAAUAAGAUACACCAUAUCAAAAUGUAUCUUCUGGAAGAGUUGCCGCAUCAUGACUUCUCAUUGCCUUUCAUGGAGCCGGUGGACACAGAAGCACUCAAAGUGCCCAGCUAUUACACAGUCAUUGAGCACCCAAUGGAUAUGGGGACCAUUAUUAAGCGUGUGGAGAAUAAUUACUACCACAACGUCAAUGAACUGGUUUACGACAUCAGACUUGUGAUUAGCAAUUGCUUCAAAUUUAAUAUGCCCGGCUCCCUGGUCUAUCGCAACGGGCAGGAGUUGGAGGAGCUAUUCAAGCAGGUGUACGACAGUCUGCCAAAGGGUGAGGAGGUGCCUUGCAGCAAGGAGCAGGCCGAAAGGUCAUUGACGAUGCAUCAAUGUCGCUGUCGGUUGAGGAGGGUGCGGGAGGAAACCGACGACCUGGAACAGGAUGCACAUGAGCUUUUUUCCGAAAAAUGGUUGCCCGUUGCGAGAGACCUGAACAAUCAGAAUAUCAAGGCGUUGGAAGACUUUGAUGCGCGGCUGCACAACAUCCUCAAGCAUUGCAAAGAACAUAGCAAGCGUAUUCUGGAUACAUACGAUUACGAGUCCAGUCGAAUUCGUGAAGAACAGGCGAACAAAGGUGCUGAGAAUGCAAAUGAUGAACUUGACUACAGUCUGCGCGAGUGCAAGAAGCCACCGUUCGAUUGGGAGGAUAGCUUGAUCGAUUCCCUCGAUGAUACUCUCAUGUGCCUCCGGCAGGAUCUGGCCAAAUCUCGUCGUCGUGAGCAACAGAAGGAUAAGCUCGGCUACAGUGAGCGUCUGUUGCCGAUAUUUAUCAAUGCCCAGAUUAUAGCUGAAGGUCUCUGCUCGCAAACUCAUAUGCCGGACUCGUCCGAUGAAGACGAAGCUGAUUCGGAUACUGUUGACGCCAUGGAACGUGAGCACAUUCGGAAGCAUUUCAGUGCGCUCGUUCUCGAGUCCAAGUACGAUGUAAUGCACAUCAUCGAGCAGGUCGAAUACCGUCCUGACCGCAAGUACAAUAUGGUGAACUUUAGCUCGAAGACAAUAUCGUUGCUAAAGAAAGCUAUAAAGUGCCAUCACAUGCGUAUGGAGGCGGAAGCUUUGGCGCAGGCAAUGUGUAACUCAGACAGUGAAUUUACUACAAGUGAUGACAAUCCUUGUGGCUACAGUUUGCCGCCAGUACCAAAGCCUUUUUGUUAUCCCAUCGAGAACAUAUCCGAUGAUUCGGAUGCAGGAUUGUCAAGUCUUGCUGACACCGAUGUGGACUCGUAUCGUUACUCCGCUAGUAGCGAGGGGUGUAAUGAAUAA
Molecule: messenger RNA, 1368 nt
Organism: Drosophila arizonae
Lineage: Eukaryota; Metazoa; Arthropoda; Insecta; Diptera; Drosophilidae
Biological process (GO): chromatin remodeling; regulation of DNA-templated transcription
Cellular component (GO): nucleus; chromatin
Source: RefSeq, a predicted model, not a curated record